AUGUUCAGGUCCAAACGCUCGGGUCUUGUGCGGCGGCUUUGGAGGAGCCGCGUCGUUCCGGACCGCGAGGGCGGAGAUGGGAGCGCCAGGAGCAGCCACGACCGCGGAGCGCCCGGCAGCUGCAGCCCCCCGGAGAAGCAGCCCCCGGCGGAGAUCCGCGCGGUGACGCGCAGCCUGCUGCGCCGGGCCGAGGAGCUGCGCGCCGGGCCGCCCGGCGGAGCCCCCAUGGCCGAGCGGCUCCCCGACGGCGCGGGCGCCCGGUGGGCGCGGGAGAGCGACGGCCGCACCGUGACCUGCUGCCUCUUCGCGGAGCGCGAGCCCGGCGGCCCCGCGCCCGCCGCCGCCGCCCGCCGCCCCGACGGCGGCUCGCGGCUGCUGCUGCUGGAGCAGGAGCUCAAGGCGGUCACCUACUCGCUGCUGAGGCGCCUCAAGGAGCGCUCGCUCGACAGCCUGCUGGAGGCGGUGGAGUCCCGCGGCGGCGUGCCCGGCGGCUGCGUGCUGGUGGCCCGCACCGAGCUGCGCCUGGGCGGCCAGGCCGCGCCGCCGCACCUGCUCCUGGGCAAGCUCUUCCGCUGGCCCGACCUGCAGCACCCCGCCGAGCUCAAGCCCCUCUGCGAGUGCCAGAGCUUCGGCGUCGCCGACGGCCCCACCGUCUGCUGCAACCCCUACCACUUCAGCCGCCUCUGCGGGCCAGAGUCUCCACCGCCUCCCUAUUCGCGGCUGUCUCCUAAUGAUGAGCAAAAGCCACUGGAUCUAUCCGAUUCCACGUUGUCUUACACUGAAACAGAGGCCACCAACUCGCCCAACGUCACGCCUGGAGACUUCUCAGAUGCCAGUACGUCACCCGAUGCCGUCAAAAGGAGCCAUUGGUGUAACGUGGCCUACUGGGAACACCGGACUCGCGUGGGCCGCCUCUACACAGUGUACGAACAGUCUGUCAGUAUAUUUUAUGACCUACCUCAAGGAAACGGCUUCUGCCUCGGACAGCUAAACCUGGAAAACAGGAGCGAGACUGUGAGAAGGACUCGAAGUAAAAUCGGCUACGGGAUUUUACUCAGCAAAGAGCCGGACGGCGUGUGGGCCUACAACCGCAGCGAGCAUCCCAUCUUCGUCAACUCCCCGACACUGGACAUCCCCAACUGUAGGACUUUGAUCGUGCGCAAGGUGAUGCCUGGCUACUCCAUCAAGGUGUUCGAUUACGAGAAGUCCUGCCUCUUGCAGCACGCCACCGAUCUGGAUUACGCCGACGGGCCCUACGACCCGAACAGCGUGCGGAUUAGCUUUGCGAAGGGCUGGGGGCCGUGCUACUCGAGGCAGUUCAUCACGUCGUGUCCGUGUUGGCUGGAGAUUUUACUCAGUAACAAUCGAUAGCGGUCAGCCUCUGACGAAAGGAAAAAACAAAAAAAGACACAGACUCUCCCAAAUAUCAUCUACCUAGAUUUAAUAUAAAGUUUUAUAUAUUAUAUGAAAAUAUAUAUUAUACUUGUAAUUAUGGAGUCAUUUUUACAAUGUAAUUAUUUAUGUAUGGUGCAAUGUGUAUAUGGACAAAAAACAGAAAAUGCACUUUGGCUUAUAUAAUUCUUUCAAUACAGAUUUUUUUUAAAAAAAAAUUAUACAGCAAAAAUAGGAGAAAGCCCUAAUUUUGAUGUAUGGUUUUUUUGAAAUACUAUUAAUACCCAGACAAAAAGCUAAUACCAGUCACUCAUUGAUAAUAAAGUAUUCGCAUUAUUGGG
Messenger RNA from Dromaius novaehollandiae (emu), 1733 nucleotides. It is a transcript of the gene SMAD6, whose product is annotated as SMAD family member 6. The record is from RefSeq and is a predicted model, not a curated record. NCBI's taxonomy places the organism in Eukaryota, Metazoa, Chordata, Aves, Casuariiformes, Dromaiidae. The transcript is spliced from 4 exons. The coding region runs from base 1 to 1371 and encodes 456 amino acids. Gene Ontology annotation, molecular function: I-SMAD binding; transcription regulator inhibitor activity. Gene Ontology annotation, cellular component: heteromeric SMAD protein complex. Gene Ontology annotation, biological process: BMP signaling pathway; anatomical structure morphogenesis; SMAD protein signal transduction.